AACGGGACUUCUCGGUUUACGACAGAGCGCGUCCGUCCGUGCGCGUGGUGGGAAUGGUGGUAAGAUGGCGGCGCUGAAGGAGGAGCAGUGCUACGGACUGUCCUGUGGAAGAGUGAGCAACGGCAGCAAUGUCACCGUCUUUCACGUUAAACUCACUGACAGUGCACUCAGGGCGUUCGAGGGCUUUCAGAGCAGCAAGGUCCAGUCAUCACAGCCCUUUAUCAGAUUUAAUGGCAACCAAGGGAAGAUUUCUAUUCCACGGUCAGAAAAUUCCAGUGAGCUGCAGACAUUUACUUUUGAGCUGUCAAAUGUGGGCAGAGAUAACCCCCAGGGCAGCUUUGACUGCAUCCAGCAGUACAUCACCAGUGAGGGGAGUAUUCAGCUGGAUUGUUUGGGCAGCAUUCAGGACAAGAUUACAGUUCGAGCCACUGAUGACUCCUACCAGAAGGCCAGAGAAAACAUGGCCCAGGUUGAAGAGGAGACUCGCAGCAGACAAGCUAUUGUCAUCAAGCCCGGAGGAAGAUAUGUAGGUAAGAAAGUGCAGAUCCGGAAACCGGCACCUGCCCUCACCGAUAUCGCCCCCUCAAGGAGGACGUCCCGGCCUGUCAUCAUCUCCAGCAGUACGGUAAAGAAAGGCACGACGCAGAACCGGCCUCUCCGCGAGCGCCUCGUACACCUGCUGGCCCUCAAGCCUUACAAAAAGCCUGAGCUGAUCCUGAGGUUGCAGAAGGAUGGCGUCUCACAGGCAGACAAAGACUCCCUGGACAGCCACCUGCAACAGGUUGCCAACCUGAAUGGGAGAGAAAACACCUUCACAUUGAAGGACUUUAUGUAUAAGGAGAUUCAGAAGGAUUGGCCAGGGUACACAGAAGGAGACCAGCAGCUCCUUAAGAGGAUUUUGUUCAGGAAACAGGCCCAGAACAGUUCUGCACCUCCUCCAGAGAAUCCUCCUAAAGAGCUGGCUGGCAGCUCUCCCCCCCAGAAACGUCCUGCUGCUGACUUUAUCGACCCUCUAGUCAACAAAAAGCCUCGGAUAUCGCAUCUUGCCAAUAAGGCUGCAACAGUCCCAGUGAAUGGCAAGCUCAGCUCUUCCAGUAGCAGAGGAGAAAGCGGCGGAGCCAAGUCUGGCCCGGCGGUGUCUGAUGGCGGCGUAACGUCCAGCUCUCAGCCCCUUCCCGUGCUGGACAUCCUUCGUCCUUUUGAAGCACUGUCAGAUGUCAGCAAUGACUCGAGCCACAACGGACGUGACUGCGACUCUCAGGAGACGGCGUUGUCCGAAAGGCUCAGUCAGCCGCCUUCGCUGCUUUCUGCAUCAACAGUAAACGCUACACCCAGCAUCAGCACUUCCUCCUCUGGACACACGGUGCUGGAGGGCCCGCAGGUUAUUAGUCCCUCGACGUUUAACAACAAAUCCAAAAAGAAGUCAAAAAAGCAUAAAGACAAGGAGAAGGGCAAAGGAAAGGAGAAAGGGAGGGAAAACGAGAAGAAGAGCUCUGCGGAGCCUGAUGCGGCCUCUGAGAUGAGCCCGAGAGACAUCAAAAACAGUAUUCCCCUGAAAAGCACAGAGCUGAAUGGACUGUGCAACAGCACCAGUAUUUCAUCAUCACCUGAAGUGGCCGACUAUUUAUUGGGUGACACACCGGGGCAAACGAGACCAGCCAGGCUUCUGCAGAUGUGUCACUGUGGCCAUGGCUGCAGCGGUGGGGCUGACUCACCUCCUGCAUCAUCUGACUUACAGGGGUUUAGUCAUAUGUGAGCAUUCAGACUUAAAUCAUGGGGCAGGGUUGGGUGAUGGGAAGAAUGAAUCAACCAUUGGCGAUGGGUUGAGCCAUUUCGGUUGUUUUUUACAGGAGGUGAUUUGUUUAUUUAUUUUCCUGUGGGUUAGUUUAAUGACAAAUAUUUUACACGUUACAGAGAACAUCGCAGAGGUAACAAUCGAGAAAAGAUCUCCAUCAGCACAUCCGAGCAUUUUCUCACCUUCUCCGCCUCUUGCUGCGGUCAGUGGGCGUGCUGAGGAGGGGCUCGGAGCGACGUCCUCAACAUUGUACACAACGGUGUUGAGUGGAAAGUGGAAACCCUCGAUCUUUCAGAGAGUCUGGAAGACUUCUGGUUAUUUCAUUUGAAGAAAAGUUUCCUGAUUUUAAAACUUUGAAGUGGCGCUCGUUAUUAAGCACCUGCUUUGUGUGUGUCGGCGGAGCGUGGAUCCAUCCAGAACAACGUUUAAACAGCCGUGAGUCAGUCUGAGGCAAAAAUCCAGAACCUCGUAACCUCUUCAGCUAGCUCCCUACAGACGUUUGAUCACGCACGAGUUGCAGGUGACCAGUUUGCGUUUACGCGGCGCAGGAAGAGUGUGUGUUCAGGCCACAGCAGGUGAAAUGUUCCCAAUUUAAGUGAAAUCAUUUAUUUACAUUGUUAAUGUAACGGGGCACUCUGUUCCGCCUUUUUGGAAUAAAUAUUAAUGAAAAUGAAUGGAAAUUAUCAGUAUUGAAUGAUUAUUGUUUUAAAAAUGAAAGUGACGGAUAAAUGGAUCAUGUGACCUCUGGCUGAGAGCAAACGCUGCCUCCUCAGAGUGCGUCCAAACACAGCAGAGGUUUCCUACUCGAACUCAUAAAAGAAAGAAGCCCAGUAGCCUUUGUUGAGAAGAAAAACACGUUGCUUAAAUAAAAUACCAUGAAACGAAGACGAGGCUUCUUUUUAACACUAACCGUGUUUAAUACGAGCCGUUUAUACGUCGCUCUACCAAACUACAAAUACAAAAUUAAACAAAAAGAAAACCCUAAAUUUAUCUUCCAGCAAACGUAUACACUGCACUUCCAUAAAAAAUCUGUCUUUUGGGCGUCUUCUGUGUUCGCAAAUCAGUUUGUGAAUCAUGACGUCGCAUGCACAAAUCGUUUUGGACUGACGAUUGGCGGUGGGAAAAAUGAUUCAAAUCGUCCAACCCGAUCUUGGUUUUUUUUUUUCUUCAGUGCAUGUUUUCAGUUUGCCUUGAUGUUGUAAAUGUUAAUUCCAAAUAGAAGAGAUUGUUUUAGUAAAUUAUUUUAUUGAAGGUAAGAAACAGAAAAUGGUAGAAAGGAUUAAGCUGUGGUGAACUUAAGUCAAAGUACAAGUCGUUGUGUGGCUCCUUCAAAUUUGCUAAGAAUAAAUCCAUCAUUUCACUUCACUGAUGAAACCAGUAAAAUGAUAUUUCAGAUGUUUUGACAGAUUAGGGUUUGUAGACGGCUCUUUGGUUCAGUUCAUAGAAACUGAAGUUCUGAUGAAGCAUACGAGUUACAAUCCCAAAAAUACAUACAGUAGCAGCUUGUGCAAAUGCUAUUUUAUAAACUUUAUGUUGCCAUAAAUGUACAUUUCAAGGUUUUUCUGGCAGAUUUGCUAUGGUAGCUAGCUCCUCGGCUAAUUUCCAGCUAAUUAAGUAACAGGAAUACUUUGCAACUUUUCCAUAUUUUUAAAUCCUUUUUUGAGCCAGUAUGUGCUAAAAUGACCCUUUACAGGGUCACUGAAAGGCCACCUGGCCCUAUUGCCCCCUGUGGACAGAAUAUUCCACAUGCGACUUCAGACUGGUGGGUCGCUCUGUUGGGACUUGAAUGAAAAAAUGGAGCUGACAUACCUGGCGCUGCAGUCUGCUUCCAGCACGUUUUCUGCAUGUUUCAAAUCAUGAACGCAGCUGAUGUGUUUAAUUUAAUGAUGACUCACUCUUGUAGACACUAAGGACGGCUGGUAGACAUGCUGUUAGAUUAUGGUGUUAAAAAGAUGAACACACAGCAAGGAGAUAGUUCGAAGAACCGUAACCAAAACCUGACACUAGAGGGUGCUAAAAGCAAGCCAAAACUGCCUAGCUCCCUUUUAAAAUGAACAGCUGGGAAAUUAUGACUUUAAAGUCCAUCUGUCCAUCCAUUUUCUGAACCUGCUUGUCCAUGAAGGGUCGCGAGGGGCUGGUGCCUGUCUCCAGCAGGCAAUCAGAUAGGGUACACCCUGGACAGAGUGCCAGUCCAUCGCAGGGCCACACAGAGACACACACACUCACACCUAAGGACAAUUUAGACCAGGGGUCGGCAACCUGUUCCCAUCAAAGAGCCAUUAUUACCCGUUUCCCACAGUAAAGAAAACACUGGGAGCCACAGCAGCCGCGGCGUUGUGGGCGGGGCCUACCCUCAGACAGCAGAGAGCUGCUUUAACCAAUCACAACAGGUGACAGCAGCCAGUACCGGUCGCUCGUGUACGUCAAGGCUAUCUUUCAUAAGAAGAUAAUCAAUAAAACGAUUUAUAUAAAGUGGAUCCAGAAGUCGUAGCCCGUCUCUGCCUACAAUAUUUUGAUAUUUUUCACCCUGUUGGUGGUUUUACUGAGCAGGUGCCACUUUUGUCAUACGUUUCUUUUUAAAACAUGUUUAGACUGUUCAGAAUACAAAUCCAGGCUCUGUCACGUUUGAUUGUUGUAAUUAAACUUUGUAGGUGGGGAAGGUCAGAAAAGGAUCCGGUCAUUUUGUUUUUCCCUCAUUUACAGUGACGGAGAUAACGGCGCAGUGCGCCUGGCUCUGGUGUUAAUCAAGUUUAAUUACAUCUAUUUGCAACAAUUUUCACAAGAAAACAUAACAGUUAAAAGCAGGGCUUGUGUUGACCGGACAGUUCCCGUAUUUGACCGUUUAUUUUGACGGAGAAAGGAUAGAAAGAAUUACCCCGACGCAUGCAGACGAACUGACAUUUUAUUCGUUACGCACAUCGCAGAUGUAGCUAAAUCACUAAAGAAAAGAUUCCCAUCUGAACAUCUGAGCUGGACACUGGGCGCAGUGCAGCUCACUGUCAGCGUGUACUACAUAAGGUCCACAGUGAGCUGAAGAUGUGGAGAGGGGCUUAGAGCGCAUUGCAGAACCAGAGCGCAUGCGGGAAGAUUCCUCCGACUGAAGCGAGACUUGUCACUUAGAAAAUGUUCCCUGAUUAUGAAACUUUGGCUGAAUAGUGCUUGUUCCUGUCUCCAAUGUGGCGACGCUUCCAGGAGCCGUCUGAGGAGAAUCCCAGAAUCUCACAUCCUCGUCAGCUCAGGAAGCGCCGAUAUGAUUACGCACAAGCGUGACGCGUCAACCCGGUCUCACAGUAAGACCGGGUUGGAACUGUUCAGGUUUACGGAGACAAUCUUUACAUUUAGAAUUAGCUUACAGAUGUAAAAUUAAUGCAGUAAAAUAUAAAGCUUUUUAUUUAAAUAUCCAUUCAUUAUUUUACAAGCACAGAGAGCCGCAUCAGAUGGAUGGAAGUGCUGCAUGCGGCUCCAGAGCCGCGAGUUGCCGACCCCCGACUUAGACAGACCAAUCAACCUAACAGUCAUGUUUUUAGACUGUGGGAGGAAGCCAGAGCACCCGGUGAGGACCCACGCAUGCACAGGGAGAACAUGUAAACACCCCAGGCCGGGAAGCGGGCCCAGGACCUUCUUGCUGCAAGGCAACAGCUCUGACCACUGCACCACUGUGCAGCCUCUUUAAAGUCAUUUUAAGAUUAUAGAAACACUGUAACUGAACAACUUUAGCAAGAAAUGAGCUAAUCUGUCCAGGCAAAGCUAUUGUUUCUCUAAACUGAGGUUGUUCACUCUUCAAAGAUCUGAACCAUCCUUACAAACUGUUAGACAUCAUUUGUGACUGUUAAAAUAAUAAAGACAUGUUCUCAUGUUUAA
Nothobranchius furzeri (turquoise killifish) is the source of this 5656-nucleotide messenger RNA. RefSeq names its product elongation factor RNA polymerase II (gene ell). Gene Ontology annotation, biological process: transcription elongation by RNA polymerase II; positive regulation of transcription elongation by RNA polymerase II; snRNA transcription by RNA polymerase II. NCBI's taxonomy places the organism in Eukaryota, Metazoa, Chordata, Actinopteri, Cyprinodontiformes, Nothobranchiidae. Gene Ontology annotation, cellular component: transcription elongation factor complex. The record is from RefSeq and is a predicted model, not a curated record. Gene Ontology annotation, molecular function: cis-regulatory region sequence-specific DNA binding.